CACGGCCGCCCGAGCUUCGCGGAGCCAGAGCCCGCACCGGCCGCCCUAGCAGCCGCCCGCCGCGUCCGGGCCCCCGCCGGCAUCGCCGAGCCGCCCGCGCCCUCCUGAAGCGGCUGGGUCGGGCCCUGCCUCGGCCCCUCUGCUCGUCCUUCCCGCCCCGCACCGGCCUUCACUCUGGAGCGGCCCCGGCAGCCGCAGCAGGGGCGGCGGCGGCGGAUUGAGGAGCUCUCCAGGUCGUCCCGGGAGAAGCUGCUGCAAUCCCGGGACAGGAUGUUCUCCAAGUUCACCUCCAUCCUGCAGCACGCCGUGGAGGCGCUUGCACCUUCUCUUCCUCUACAAGAAGACUUUGUUUAUCACUGGAAGGCAAUUACCCAUUACUACAUAGAGACUUCAGAUGAUAAGGCUCCUGUGACUGACACGAACAUUCCAUCCCAUCUGGAACAGAUGUUAGAUAUCUUGGUUCAAGAAGAAAAUGAACGGGAGUCUGGAGAGACAGGGCCGUGCAUGGAAUAUCUGCUCCAUCACAAGAUCUUGGAAACAUUAUACACCUUAGGGAAGGCUGAUUGUCCUCCAGGAAUGAAGCAGCAGGUGCUGGUGUUCUACACUAAACUCCUGGGAAGAAUCCGGCAGCCACUGCUUCCACACAUCAGCGUGCACAGACCCGUGCAGAAAUUAAUUCGGCUGUGUGGUGAAGUCCUUGCAACUCCAACAGAAAAUGAAGAAAUUCAGUUUCUGUGUAUUGUGUGUGCAAAGCUCAAGCAGGAUCCCUACUUGGUUAAUUUUUUUCUAGAGAAUAAGCUGAAGGCACUGGCUUCCAAAGGAGCACCAAGUGUAAUUUCAGAAGACACGUUAAAAGGUCAAGACUGCUUGUCCACAGACAUGGGACAGGCCCUUCAGCCAGAGGGACUGGCAGGUGCUGCUGGCGUGGAGCAGGCAGAGUCAGCAGAUGAGCCUGCACAGGCGGAUGACCUGUCCAGCAGCCUGGACCACCUCAAUGUCACAUCGCUGCCAGAGGCCUCGGUUCUUCGUCCUAACCAAGACUACAAUUUAGUGAAUUCUCUGUUAAAUCUGACUCGAAGUCCUGAUGGGCGAAUAGCAGUGAAAGCAUGCGAGGGUUUGAUGCUCUUAGUGAGUUUGCCGGAGCCUGCAGCCGCCAAGUGCCUUACACAGAGCACGUGCCUGUGCGAGCUGCUCACCGACAGGCUUGCCUCCCUGUACAAAGCCCUACCUCCGUCGGUGGAUCCCUUAGAUAUCGAAACGGUGGAAGCCAUUAACUGGGGCUUGGACUCGUAUAGUCAUAAAGAAGACGCUUCGGCUUUUCCGGGAAAACGAGCCUUAAUUUCAUUUCUUUCUUGGUUUGAUUAUUGUGAUCAACUCAUUAAGGAAGCACAAAAGACUGCCGCUGUUGCUCUCGCCAAAGCCAUUCACAAGCGGUUUUUUGUUGGUGUCAUGGAGCCUCAGCUCAUGCAGACUUCUGAAAUGGGCAUCCUGACGUCAACUGCGCUGCUUCAUCGCAUUGUACGACAAGUAACCUCUGACGUUUUGCUUCAAGAAAUGGUGUUUUUUAUCCUUGGAGAACAGAGGGAGCCUGAAACUCUGGCUGAAAUGGGCAGACACCCUUUAAGACACAGGCUCAUUGAGCACUGCGAUCACAUCUCUGACGAGAUAAGCAUAAUGACAUUAAGAAUGUUUGAACAUCUUUUGCAAAAACCCAAUGAGCACAUUCUGUACAACUUGGUCCUAAGAAAUCUUGAAGAAAGGAAUUACACAGAAUAUAAGCCUUUGUGCCCAGAAGAUAAGGAUGUGGUGGAGAAUGGAUUGAUAGCAGGAGCAGUAGAUCUGGAAGAAGAUCCAUUAUUUACUGACAUCUCACCAGAUAACACUUUAUCAAACCAAGAGUGGCUUAGUUCUUCACCACCUGCUACUCCAGACCACCCAAAAAAUGAUGGGAAAACAGAAGUCCAUAAGAUUGUCAAUAGUUUUCUCUGUCUGGUACCAGAUGAAGCAAAGUCCUCCUACCACGUUGAAGGUACUGGAUAUGACACCUACCUCCGAGAUGCUCACAGGCAGUUCCGGGACUACUGUGCUAUCUGCUUAAGAUGGGAGUGGCCUGGGUCGCCAAAGGCUUUGGAAAAGUGCAAUUUAGAAGCUGCCUUCUUUGAAGGUCAUUUUUUGAAAGUUUUGUUUGACAGAAUGGGAAGAAUUCUUGAUCAGCCGUAUGAUGUAAACUUACAAGUGACUUCAGUGCUGUCUAGACUUUCUCUCUUCCCCCAUCCGCACACACACGAGUACCUCCUGGAUCCCUACGUGAACCUUGCUUCUGGCUGCCGGUCCCUGUUCUCUGUAAUCGUCAGGGUUGUUGGAGAACUUAUGGUGCGAAUUCAGAGAAUUCAAGACUUCACUCCCAAGCUUCUCUUAGUUAGAAGGCGAUUACUUGGUUUGGAACCUGAAGGCCCUAUUAUUGACCACAUCACGUUGCUGGAGGGUGUGAUUGUGUUAGAAGAAUUCUGCAAGGAACUUGCGGCGAUUGCAUUUGUGAAAUACCAUGCUUCCUCCACACCAUAAAUACCAUCUUUCAAAGGACUAGAGGAACAGAACUGUUGGGUCCAUUUCAUCAAAAAGAUUCAGUUCCACCCAGCCAAAAGGAUGAAAAGCCUAAAUGAAGUAUUGCUAUAAACUGGACAGAACCAUUAAGAACCUAAAUGUUAUUUAGUGUUUUUAUCGGCUUUAUCCUAAUGGUUCUCUGUAUGAAAUUGCACGUUAAACCCAGGAUACAAUCAAUGGAACUUCAGGAAAUAAGCAUUUCUACAGACUGUGUGAAAGCUGCAAAAUUUCUGAUGUCAUAACUUUGAUAUUUCUGUUAUUUUAAUAUCCUUUUAGGUAGCAAGCAUUUUGACAUUCUAUGGGACUCAAAUGCUUAUUCUUUUGAUUAACAAGUAGCAGAAGAAUCACUAAUUUUAUAACUUUUUAAGGUUAGAAUUCUUAUCAAACAAAAUAUGAAAAAACUAUAAAUGAGGAAAAAAACACAGUUCAGGAAACAUCAGAUGAGUCAAGUGCAGGCAAUACUGAAGUACAGGGUAGUGUGCCAUUAACUUUCCUCGGUUUUUCUAAGAGUAACAAUUUAAUAUGAUAAAGAAAUUCUUGAUUAAUAUAUAUAUAUAUUUUUUAAAGAAAUGUUCUUUUAUUUGUUUGUGCACAUGACUAUGUUGGUGGUUCUUUUUCAUGUGUGGGUCCCAGUUAUUUAAAUUGUGCCAUUUUAUGUUCAUCAUUGGUAGCGUGGGCUAAAAUAGUAUUUUUUUUCCGGAUUAACAUAUACUGGGUUGAGAACCUCUUUUUUCCUCUCCGUCUCUGAAACUGGCUUUAUAAAUUGCUUUAAAAUUGAUUUUUCUGUAGGAGCUCAUGGUCGUGUCCAAGCAGGGAACCGACUCAUCAGUCCUAAGCUGCAAUCGAGCUGCCAAUGGCCUCCUAAUGUUUACAUAUUCUCCCACUUGCUUCAGUCUUUUAGGAUUCUAAAGACAGUGAAGAGGCUCCGCCAUGUCCUGUUUACAUGCUAAAGAACUGUGGGAGUUGGCUGUGUGUGCCAGCGGGUGUAUGUGGGGGAGAGUGUGGCAGAACACUCUCUUAUGUGUGCUUGUCCACUUUCUCUUCUUCCUUGAAGUGAUGCCUGUCACUCAGAUACCACUUUUAAGCUGUUGAGGUUUUUGUUUGUUUUAGUCCAGUGUUAAGCAGCAGCACUUUCCUCAUUAUCUUUCUCUGUGCUGAUACUUGAGGGAGCAGACUGUCCCAUGUUCCAGCUUAAGAGGAGCGGUCCCUGCCCUUGCAGGCACUGUUUACCGAGCAGGCUCACAGCUGUACCAGUAGGUCAUGGGGUGUGUGCAUUGACACAUUUGGUUUUACUUACAUUUGCUUGUGUUGUUGUGUUUGUUGUUCUGACUUAUCAAUUUUUGCUAUUUAUUGAAAACAAGUUAUCCGAGAAUUAUGAAUAUUCAGCUCUGGAAUGUUCCCCACUGUUAAAAAUGCAGUACUCCAUUUCUAAAUGCAAAUCCUUGUCAGCACAGUCUAAGAAAGUUUCUCAGAACAGUGAAAAUAAAAGUAAGAAUUACUUACUGCAUGAUUUUCUGUAAAUGAUUUUGAAUGAUGAGAAAACAUUUAUUGAUCAGUUCAUGCAAAAAAUUCUGUGUAUCUCCACCUGUAGAUGAAGUUUAAAGUAUACUUUGAUGUAGGUGUAUUUAAUGUAAGACAUUAGAAGCUAUCCUGCCUUUCUUAAUGUUUCCAUAGUGCUCAGUAGGUGAGAUAGCAAUGAUGUUACCUCCAAACCAAAUAUUCUCUUGUCCUUGAUUUCACAAUGGGACCUUAUUGCUACUCCAUGAAACCAACUCAGAAAAGCUUUAAUUGCUAUAUUUGUGUGUAUGAGUGUAUGCUGCUUCUGAAAAUAUAAUUUUCCUAAGAUAUUGUAAUGGUUUUGACUUAAAGUCAGCUGAAGCUUAAGUUUUAAUUUGUUUCUCUUCUAAGUUUCUUUUUUUCCUUCAUAUUUAGUCUACACCUAGAGCCAGUGCAGGUUCUUGCAGUGAAUUGGAUUUGUUAGUGAAGCAUUGUACUACAUCAUUAGUGUUUUUCUUACUGUCUCAGAAGCUGAGUAUUUGUAUUCCUUAGUACUUGCAGAAGAAAAGUGACUCAGAUGCUCUGUUAGAUGGAAAGUCUCACCUCAACAACCGACUGUCACAGCCAGUUCAAAACU
Messenger RNA from Ochotona princeps (American pika), 4738 nucleotides. RefSeq names its product FHF complex subunit HOOK interacting protein 2A (gene FHIP2A). The coding region runs from base 271 to 2565 and encodes 764 amino acids. Lineage: Eukaryota; Metazoa; Chordata; Mammalia; Lagomorpha; Ochotonidae. The record is from RefSeq and is a predicted model, not a curated record. The transcript is spliced from 17 exons.